Messenger RNA from Drosophila innubila, 2394 nucleotides. RefSeq names its product transcription factor IIIB 90 kDa subunit (gene Brf). The transcript is spliced from 7 exons. The coding region runs from base 172 to 2172 and encodes 666 amino acids. NCBI's taxonomy places the organism in Eukaryota, Metazoa, Arthropoda, Insecta, Diptera, Drosophilidae. Gene Ontology annotation, molecular function: RNA polymerase III general transcription initiation factor activity; RNA polymerase III type 3 promoter sequence-specific DNA binding; TBP-class protein binding. The record is from RefSeq and is a predicted model, not a curated record. Gene Ontology annotation, cellular component: transcription factor TFIIIB complex; nucleus; transcription preinitiation complex. Gene Ontology annotation, biological process: transcription by RNA polymerase III; DNA-templated transcription initiation; transcription preinitiation complex assembly.
CAUUAAAAUGAGCGAGUAAACUUGCUCGGCAAAUUGAACUACAAAACAGCUGUUUAUUGUUUGGUGUUUUAGCGUACUGUCAAGUCGCGUGCAACAUUCUUUUUAAUUUAAAUUAAAUCAUGAUCAAUUAAGGAAAUAAGUGUUUGUUUUUAUUAUUCUGAUUCUGAAAUCAUGUCUAGCGGAUUAAAGUGUCGCAACUGCGGCUCCAAUGAGAUCGAGGAGGAUAAUGCGCGCGGUGAUCGCGUAUGCAUGAAUUGUGGCUCUGUGUUGGAGGACUCACUGAUUGUCUCCGAGGUCCAGUUUGAAGAGAUGGGCCACGGUGCCGCCGCCAUCGGUCAGUUUGUUUCCGCCGAAUCCUCCGGCGGAGCAACCAACUACGGCUAUGGCAAAUUCCAAGUGGGAUCCGGCACAGAGUCUCGUGAGGUGACAAUUAAGAAGGCCAAGAAGGAUAUCACGCUGCUCUGCCAGCAGCUGCAGUUGACGCAACACUACGCGGAUACCGCCUUGAACUUCUUCAAGAUGGCCUUGAACCGACACUUAACCCGUGGCCGCAAGAGCACCCACAUCUACGCCGCCUGCGUCUACAUGACCUGUCGCACCGAGGGGACCUCACAUCUACUUAUCGACAUUAGCGAUGUUCAGCAAAUCUGUUCCUACGAACUGGGACGCACCUAUCUGAAGCUAUCUCAUGCCCUGUGCAUCAAUAUACCAUCCGUGGAUCCCUGUCUGUAUAUCAUGCGCUUCGCGAAUCGACUACAGUUGGGCGCCAAGACUCACGAAGUCUCUAUGACGGCACUUCGGAUUGUUCAGCGCAUGAAGAAGGAUUGCAUGCAUUCGGGACGUCGUCCUACAGGACUUUGCGGAGCAGCACUACUGAUCGCCGCACGGAUGCACGAGUUUAGCCGCACCUUGACAGAUGUCAUCGGUGUGGUGAAGAUUCACGAGUCGACACUGCGCAAGCGUCUUUCCGAGUUUGCCGAAACACCCUCGGGAGGCUUGACCCUGGAGGAGUUCAUGACCGUCGACUUGGAGCGUGAGCAGGAUCCACCCUCGUUCAAGGCGGCGCGCAUUAAGGAUCGCGAGCUCAUCCAAAAUAUGGGUAUUCACGAGUUGACGGAGCUGCAGAUGCAGAUUGAUGCACAUUUGGAAAAAGAUUUGGACAAAUAUAGUGGCAGUAUUAUGCGCCAAUUGACCAAGGGCAAGCAGGCUGAAUUUGGUUCUUCAAGCAGGUCGAAGAAUAAUAUUACAGAUAGCGAGCUCGAAAUGGAAGAAUCAAGGCAAUUCAUCGAACAAUCGAAUGCUGAGGUGAUCAAAGAUAUUAUUGAGAACAAUACAGACGAGACUAAGCCCCAGGGAGCCAUGCCUAGUGCUGUCAUCGAAGGACUGCGUCCUGACAUCGAAGCUAUCUGUCGUGUCACCCAAAAUGAUCUUGAGGAUGUGGAGCGCGCUAAACAACCCGCGGUAACAGAGCUUUUUACAGAUGACUUAAACGAUGAUGAGCUGGAUCAGUAUGUGCUGACAGAGCAGGAGGCAGUGACCAAGCUGGACAUGUGGAAGAAUUUAAAUGCGGAGUAUUUACGGGAGCAAAAGGAGCGCGAGGAACGACUGGCAAAGGAGCGCGAGGAAGGCAAACCCGAGAAAAAGAAGCGCAAACCACGGAAAAAAGUCAUCGGUCCUUCAUCCAGUGCCGGGGAGGCUAUCGAAAAGAUGCUGCAGGAGAAGAAAAUCUCAAGUAAAAUUAACUACGACAUUUUAAAGACUCUCACUGAGGGCAUGACAACGGUUACGGAGGACGGUGAGUCUGCGGGCGAGCUGGCCAAACCGAGAACCUUGGAGGAACUGAAGCAGACACCCGUGAUUUUAGAUGAAACUCCCAUCACGAGCAAGAGCCGUGCCACACCGGCAUACGAUAUGCCAGGACCCAGUCGAAAACGUCCAAAGAUCGAAGCAGCUCUAUCUAUGAGUCAGUCCAAGGAGGAAGUGGAUGUUAAACCAGCAAUUGCGCUGGAAACAGACGAAUUGGACGAGGAUGUUGAUCCCGAUGCCGAUGAGGCUGAUGCGGAUGCCGAAGCAGAGACUGAGGCGACCCUGCAGGAUAUGUUAAAUAAGGGUGCUGAUGAUGGGGAUGAUGAUGAGUAUGGCUAUGGCUUCGAUGAAGAGGAGGAAUAUUAGAUCUUCACAUUGCAUGGCAAACAUUCUCUAUGGGUAUUUUUAUCUACCAUAGAUCUGACAGUUUUUAGAGUGUAAUAAUUGAUCAAAAUCUAAUUUAACGUGCUGCUACUCGUAUUGGUGACAAUACGCAUACCAUUAAGCAUACCUUACACACAUUUUUAUAUUAAAAUCACACUAAAAGUAAGUAAAAUCGAUUUAUAUAUUAAACAAUAAUCAAAUUCA